AUGGUCCGAAUAGAUAGUGGAUUCGCUGGAUCUCAACAUUCAAACAUGGCCAGCGAAAAACCAGUGCUACUUCACAGGAACAACACGACAUCUAUCCACCAACGGAGGUCUAAGAAAUCGGCUCUCGAGCCAUCCUCGUCUUCUGUCCAAGUCGCGAAUAUGGAAACCCGCCGACCCGUAUCAGAGCAGUGCUCAAGACCUCUACGCCAGCAAUCCACAACCUCAUCCGAGAACUCAACCAACCGAUCCAAAAGCCGCGGUCAUGGCUCCAAACCCUCGUCUAGGCGUACCUCUUGCACCAUAGUCGACCCUUCGCGACCAGCGCGCCACUACCGCGUCAAAAGCUUCCAAACCCCACCCACAGCCGACAUCGACGACGUGCUAGCCCUACACUUCCGCAGCUGCAGCAUCUUUUCCAACCCCUCCUACCAAACCAACUCUGGCCUCCCUUCCCCCACGCUCUCCCACGGCGACGCGUUCGGCUUCCCCAGCAACACCAGCACCACGCGCUUCAGCACCGACACUCUGCGCGUCGUCCAAGAAUCCGACGCGCACAACCACCACCAUCGCCCCAUCACCGAGCCCGCCCCUCUCCAUGACGACGCCACCACCACUGCUGCUGCCGCCAAAAAAACAAACACAACCAUGCACUGGACAUCCCCCUGCACGCGCCAACGCGAAUACCAAAGAAUCGACAAAGCAAACAGCGGCCUCCGCGGUUUCCUCCGCAGAAUAACCCCCAGAUGCGUUUCCGGUCCUCAAGAAAAAUUCUACACCAAGACUGACGAAGAUGCUGGGUCGGUGCGGCGCUAUCGCAUCAGCAAUGAUGACGAGUACGACGAAGAUGAGGGCGAAGAGACAGAAUACGAUUUACAGGCGAUGAAAGAGAAACAGCAUCAAGGUGUGAGACCGAGGACUAGUCCUGUGCCGAGACCGGGAUCGAGACCGGGGAUUAGGAAGAGGUGGACGUGCUUUUAG
Bipolaris victoriae FI3 is the source of this 978-nucleotide messenger RNA. RefSeq lists its product as hypothetical. The record is from RefSeq and is a predicted model, not a curated record. The transcript has a single exon. The coding region runs from base 1 to 978 and encodes 325 amino acids. Lineage: Eukaryota; Fungi; Ascomycota; Dothideomycetes; Pleosporales; Pleosporaceae.